This is a messenger RNA of Plectropomus leopardus (leopard coralgrouper), 1677 nucleotides long. RefSeq names its product dehydrogenase/reductase (SDR family) member 7Ca (gene dhrs7ca). NCBI's taxonomy places the organism in Eukaryota, Metazoa, Chordata, Actinopteri, Perciformes, Serranidae. Gene Ontology annotation, biological process: intracellular calcium ion homeostasis. Gene Ontology annotation, molecular function: oxidoreductase activity, acting on the CH-OH group of donors, NAD or NADP as acceptor. The record is from RefSeq and is a predicted model, not a curated record.
UGUCAUGUCUGAGGAGCUCUGUGAAUGAGCUGCUGAGGCGUGCAGCUCCUCAGGAGACGAAUAAACUGAGAGUCCACAACACCUGCAGAGGCCUGAGACGCAAGGUGUAAGCAUAGUUAGAUAUUAAAAAUGGUUGUAGAGGGUGAGAUGGAUUCCAAUGUUACGGAGCCGGAGAGCUUUUGGGAUAUGCUCCAGGAGAUGGACCCUGUGUGGACCACCACUGUUCUCCUGGUGCCAUGUGUAGUGGUGCUGACAGCUGGAUUUUUCUACCUCUAUAGUGUGGUCAUCAGUCUGUUGUCUAAAACAUCUGUACGCAACAAGGUGGUGGUUAUAACUGAUGCUUUAUCUGGACUUGGAAAAGAAUGUGCAGGUGUGUUUCACAGAGGAGGAGCGAGGCUGAUCCUGUGUGGGAAGAGCUGGGAGAAACUUGAGGAACUCGCAGAUGAAUUGGCAAAUGCCUCGGACCCAACUGUAACGUUUCCUUCCAAACUAGUGCUGCUGGAUUUUGGAGAUAUGGAGAGCAUGCCUGAGGUGAUCUCAGAGAUCCUGGAGUGUUACGGCUGCCUGGAUAUCCUGAUUUUCAACAGCAGCAUGAAGGUCAAAGCUCCUGCACAGAGUGUGUCAUUGGAGAUGGACAAGUUACUAAUGGACAACAACUACUUUGGACCAGCCACACUGGCCAAAGGUUUGCUGCCCUCAUUGAUCUCCAGAAGAACUGGUCACCUGCUUCUGGUAAACAGCAUCCAGGGGAAGCUGGCUGUGCCUUUUCGCACUGCAUAUGCAGCCUCGAAACAUGCAGUUCAGGCCUUCUUCGACUGCCUGAGAGCUGAGGUGGAGGAGUACGGCAUCUCUGUCAGCACCAUCAACCACACCUUCAUCAGUCCCUCUGCAUCAUCUGAAAGCACAGAGGCAGAGACCACCAAAUCCAUCUGGUCAUUGCUGUACACAAAGAAACCUCUGGGCGUUUCUCCUGACGAGGCAGCCUCUGAGAUUGUGAAGACUCUAAGCAACAAGAGGAAAGAGGUGGUAAUUGCUCCCUCGCUCCCUAAGGUGGCCAUCUACACCAGAUCCUUCUUCCCUAAUGUGUUCUUUGCUGUGAUGGCUGCAGGAGUGAACAACGCUGCUGCUGCUGAGAACAUGUAGAGCUGCUAGACUCACGAGCGCCUAUUCAUCAAUGUUGACAAUAUAAAUGCAAUAUAUUAAAUAUUAAAAGCUGUUGUUUGUCCCGUUGUUACACCAAUUCUUUUCAACUGCAAUGAAAAUGUGAGCCCCCAGACAUUAAAACCAUUUGGGCCAGGGUCUUAAAUGUGUUGACAGGAGUGCCGUUUUAAACUAAUAGAAAUUCAACUUAUAUAUAAAGAGAGAGAGCGAGAUAGAGAUAGAGAGAGAGAGAACAGGCUAUCUUCACAACCAAAGGAAAUAUCAUAUGUAUAGUUAUGUGCUGACUUUUCCAUAGUUUGUCAAUCAGAAAAAUAUGUUGAUAUUUCAGUUUAACAUACAUCAAACAUCAUCAGGAUGCAGAAUUAAGAAAUAGUCCAUUAUGAAGACAACGUUGUGUCUGUUCUUGUGUUUGUGAAUUAACAAAUAAAACAAUUUAUGAGUAAUUAAAUUUUUCACAAUGUCAGUUUUCAUUGGAAACUUUUAUUCUCCAUAGUUGAAUUAUUUGUUUGUCUGUUG